Leguminivora glycinivorella is the source of this 684-nucleotide messenger RNA. RefSeq lists its product as uncharacterized. Bases 1 to 684 code for a protein of 227 amino acids. The record is from RefSeq and is a predicted model, not a curated record. NCBI's taxonomy places the organism in Eukaryota, Metazoa, Arthropoda, Insecta, Lepidoptera, Tortricidae. The transcript is spliced from 4 exons.
AUGUACGUUGGCGGAAACCAAUUAUAUUUGCCGCCUGAAGAGCCCGAGGCCCCACUUCACUUCACCCCCACCCCAUCAGGCGACACAUUCACCCCCAUCCAGCAUGCCCCCCAAAACCCUCCAAAAGACGAUUUCGACGUCAACGAAUAUUUCGCGCGCCUCCAAGGAACCACCUACGUCAGCGCCCCCUUGAAUAGUCACAUCGAAACUAAUAUAGAGAAAGAGGAUAAUUUAGAAGAGAUCAAUCUUAAUGACAAAGAAAUUAAUGAUGAAGAAGCAACCCAGAGUAUAACUGCAGAUAUAGCACAGAAUUUUAGCCAGUUACCAACAGUGUUACCACAAGUCGCUAGUGCUGUAUUCUCGUCUUUCUCUAAUAUGCUGAUGAAGAGACCUGAGAAGGAGAUAGCGGGUGUCAGCGAGAUAGAUAGGGGUGUGAGCGAGAUGCAAACAGGUGUCGAGGUGCCGUUGGUGGGCGUUAGUGAGAGACCGCCACCGUUAAAGGAGCCGCCGACUUCUGGUCCUGGAAAUUUCCGUCUAACGACAAAGAAGAAAUACGCUCAAAUACCUGGCCUGAGUUCAGGAGAAUCAGCCCAAAGGCCGACUUACACACCUCCUACUUUCAACCAGCCAAUAUUUACCCCCCAGCCAGAGCCCCCAACAGAUAAUCUAACCAACAUGGUAUAA